This is a messenger RNA of Triticum turgidum subsp. durum (durum wheat), 1530 nucleotides long. The record is from the annotation of a GenBank genome assembly. NCBI's taxonomy places the organism in Eukaryota, Viridiplantae, Streptophyta, Magnoliopsida, Poales, Poaceae.
AUGGCCAUGACGCCGCCCUCCUCCUUCCCGCCGGCGUCCCCGUCGUCCUACUUCAACAUGUCCUCCGGGUUCCUCGACUCGCCGGUCCUCCUUACCCCCAGCCUAUUCGCAUCGCCGACGACGGGCGCGUUCCCCUCGCAUCAGUUCAACUGGAUGGGGACGCCGGAGAACGACGGCCUGCAGGGAAGCGCCAGCCAGGACGAGCAGCGGCAGUACUCCGGCUUCACGUUCCAGACGACGGCGCCGCUGCCGGCGGCCACCGCGACCGCGUCCUCCUUCCUGCAGUCGUCCAUGCCCAUGGCUCAACUGGUGGGAGACUCAUACGAGCAGCAGCAACAGCAACCGUGGAGCUACCAAGACACGGGCAUGAACGGGGCCACGAGGCCGGCGGAGUUCACCACGCAAUUCGAGCCGCCGACGACGUCCACCAUCAUGGCGACGACGGCGCCUGACGUGCUCGGGAACGGCGCCUACAGCGUCCCGGUGUCUUCGGGGACGGCCGGGUACCGCGUGCAGAGCCGGCGGCCGUCGUCGGACGACGGCUACAACUGGCGCAAGUACGGGCAGAAGCAGAUGAAGGGGAGCGAGAACCCGCGCAGCUACUACAAGUGCUCCUUCGCCGGCUGCCCCACCAAGAAGAAGGUGGAGCAGGCGCCCGACGGCCAGGUCACCGAGAUCGUGUACAAGGGCACGCACAACCACCCCAAGCCGCAGAACCCGCGCCGGGGCUCCGGCUCGGCGGUGUCGUCGUCGUACGCUCUGCAGUGCCACGGGGCCAACGACGCGUCGAGCGACGCGCUCUCCUGCACGCCCGAGAACUCGUCGGCGUCCUACGGGGACGACGAGACGAACGGCGUGAGCUCAAGGCUGGCCGGAGCCGUCGGCGGCGGUGAGGAUCAGUUCGACGACGAGGAGGCUGAUUGCAAGAGAUGGAGGAGCGACGGCGAGGCGACGGUUAUGGCCGUCGGUAACCGGACUGUGCGGGAGCCAAGGGUCGUCGUCCAGACGAUGAGCGACAUCGACAUCCUCGACGACGGCUACCGGUGGCGCAAGUACGGGCAGAAGGUGGUCAAGGGCAACCCGAACCCGAGGAGCUACUACAAGUGCACGACGCCCAACUGCCCGGUGCGGAAGCACGUGGAGCGCGCGUCGCAGGACCUGCGCGCCGUGGUCACCACCUACGAGGGCAAGCACAACCACGACGUGCCCGCCGCGCGCGGGAGCGCCGCCGCAGCAGCGCGGUACAGAGCCGCGACGCUGCAGCCGGCCGCGAGCUACCUGCAGGGCGCCGGCGGCUAUUCCAGUCUUCGCCCCGACGGGUUCGGCGGCCUCGACGACGGCGGCGCGCCCGCGGGGAUGAGCGGGUUCGCGCUGUCCGGGUUCGGCAACCCGUCGUACUCGUACGCGAGCAUGCAGGAUCAGCAGCAGCAACCACAGCAGCAGCAGAGCGAAGCGAUGUACUACGACGCCUCGAGGACCAAGGACGAGCCGAGGGACGACAUGUUCUUCGGCCACUCGGUGAUGUUCUGA